UGAAUAAAAUGGGAGAAGACGUGUUGGGAAGUCCAAGAGCCUCGCACUCCCUCCCGUUUUCAGAUCACCUUACUAUGGCUUUCCAUUUUCCCAUCUCAUUGUUCCUAUUUCCAGAAAUUCCAAAUUUUAUUUCUACUUAUCAGCUUCUAAGCAAUGUCAUCGUCAGAGAAACCGGAAAAGGGUGGAAGAUUUUUCCGGAACAAAGACAAGGAGGAUAAAGAAGAUGAAAAAAAGGAUGGUGGAUUUGUUGAGAAAGUUAAGGACUUCAUCGAAGAUGUUGGUGAAAAAAUUGAGGAAAAAGUAGGAUUUGGGAAACCAACAGCAGAUGUUACUGCAGUUCACUUCCCUCAUAUCAAUCUUAAAAAGGCUGAAAUAGUAGCAGAUGUGCUACUGAAAAACCCAAACUCCAUUCCAAUCCCUCUCAUCGACAUAAACUACUUGAUCGAGAGUGAUGGAAGGAAACUGGUUUCUGGAAUGAUCCCUGAUGCUGGAACAAUCCAUGCACUCGGUUCAGAAACUGUCAAAAUACCCGUUAAUUUGGUUUAUGAUGACAUAAAAAGUACGUAUCGUGAUAUAAAGCCUGGAAGCAUCAUUCCCUAUAGGAUCAAGGUAGACCUCAUUGUUGAUGUACCUGUUUUUGGUAGGCUAACUUUGCCUCUUGAGAAAAAGGGCGAGAUUCCUGUACCUCACAAGCCGGAUAUUGAUCUUGAGAAGAUCCAUUUUAAGAAAUUCUCUUCCGAAGAAACGGUUGCUGUUCUUAAAUUGAAGUUAGAAAACAAGAAUGACUUUGACCUAGCGCUUAAUGGACUUGAUUAUGAUGUUUGGCUAUCCGAUGUCAACAUUGGUGGUGCUGAGCUCGAGAAAUCUGCUAAGAUUGGAAAAAAUGGAAUCAGCUACAUGGAUCUUCCUAUAAUGUUCAGGCCGAAGGAUUUUGGUUCUGCUCUUUGGGACAUGCUCAGAGGGAGAGGUACUGGCUACACCAUGAAAGGUCAUAUUAAUGUGGACACGCCAUUUGGAGCAAUGAAGUUACCUAUCAACAAGGAGGAUGGCACAACCUGUCUCAAGAAGAAAAAAGAAGACGGGGGAUCAGAUGAUGAUGAAGAUGAGGAUUAAUUGGAGUUGGGGAUCACCUUUGCAAGAGGAACACUAAGGCCAUCAACAUUUGCCGGUCCCAAAGUAACUGUCACAAAGGCGUGCGUGUGAUAUUUGUCUACCUAGAAAGAGGCUUGGAAUUAUUUCAACUGAUAUUUUGCAAAGGGACUAGUUGGUUCAUGAGUCAUUCAUCUUAUCUGCUGACAUAACCAUUCUGAAUUCUCCAUGACUUCAUUCUUAUCUUUUGUCAUAUGACAAAUCUGUACUAGUAUGAUAAAAAUAAGAACCAGAAGAUAAAUACAUCAUCUCUUUCUGAAAGGAAAGUUGCCUGGGUGUCUUGCUGGAGCCUAAUUAACCUACCUGUGUGUUUGAUUACAUAAUGU
This is a messenger RNA of Lycium barbarum (goji berry), 1475 nucleotides long. RefSeq lists its product as uncharacterized. Bases 154 to 1113 code for a protein of 319 amino acids. Gene Ontology annotation, cellular component: cytosol. Lineage: Eukaryota; Viridiplantae; Streptophyta; Magnoliopsida; Solanales; Solanaceae. Gene Ontology annotation, biological process: response to desiccation. The record is from RefSeq and is a predicted model, not a curated record. The transcript has 3 exons.